Triticum dicoccoides is the source of this 1583-nucleotide messenger RNA. Its product is annotated as receptor-like protein 33. The transcript is spliced from 2 exons. The coding region runs from base 28 to 1383 and encodes 451 amino acids. Gene Ontology annotation, molecular function: protein binding. The record is from RefSeq and is a predicted model, not a curated record. NCBI's taxonomy places the organism in Eukaryota, Viridiplantae, Streptophyta, Magnoliopsida, Poales, Poaceae.
UAGACUUGACCAGCAAAAAUCGGCAACAUGUCCUCCAUCUUCAAGCGCCGCCAGCCACGGCUGUUGCACGUCCUCAUCCAUCUCUUCCUAGUAAUCCAACUCUCCAGCUCGCUUGCGGCUGGUACGUUCAGCAACCGGACUACCAUGCCAGUUCCUUGCCGGCCGGACCAGGCCUCGGCGCUCCUCCGUCUGAAACGGUCCUUCAACAUCACCGUGAAUUCUACGUGCACCCUCCAGUCCUGGCGGCCCGGCACUGACUGCUGCCACUGGCAGGGUGUCAGCUGCGGCCGCGCCAGCGGCCGGGUGACUUCCCUCCACUUGGUCUUGAACUUUAAAGCAAACCAACUUCGAGGGAAGUUACCACAUGAUAUCAUGCAAGGUUGUGCAUCCGAGGAAAUGGACUUCAGUGACAACCAAAUCGAAGGCCAAGUUCCAAGAUCUCUACUUGCUUGCAGAGACUUGCAAGUUUUUGACAUCGGAAAUAACCAGAUCACUGAUAAUUUUCCAUGUUGGAUGAGCAUGCUUCCAAAGCUUCAAGUCCUGGUGCUAAAGUCUAACAAGUUCUUUGGGGAGAUGGGGACUCCUGUCCUAGGAAAGGAGAGCAACUGUGAGUUCACAAAGCUGAGAGUUAUUGAUUUGGCUUCAAACAACUUCUCUGGUACGUUGCAGAGCAAGUGGUUUAGGAGCUUGCAAUCAAUGGCCAGAAAAUCUUCAAAUGACGUAGUGUCGAUGCAAUACCAGCAUGUCACUGAUGGGACAAGAUAUCAAUUUAAUACUGCAAUUACAUAUAAAGGGUCUGAGGUCGUAUUUUCCAGGAUUUUGGAGACCCUUGUUGUCAUUGAUGUUUCAAAUAAUGCAUUCCAUGGUGUCAUUCCCAAGUCAAUCGGGGAGCUUCUUCUACUUUGUGGGAUAAACAUGUCACAUAAUGCCUUCACUGGACAAAUACCAGCUCAGUUUGGUGCUCUACAUCAACUAGAGUCACUUGACCUCUCUUCAAAUGACCUGUCAGGGGAGAUUCCACAGGAGUUAGCAUGGCUUGACUUCCUUUCGGUAUUGAACUUGUCGUACAACGGGUUGGUUGGGAACAUACCAGAAUCACCCCAUUUUCAGACAUUCAAUAAUCUUUCAUUUCUGGGGAAUAUUGGCCUGUGUGGACUACCAUUGUCCAAGGAAUGCGAGAAGACCAACCCAAAUAUGGUCUCACACUCAUUGAAGAAGAAAUCGGUGGACAUUAUACUAUUCCUCUUUGUUGGACUAGGAUUUGGUGUCGGAUUUGCAGUUUCAGUUGUUGUGAGUGUGACAUGGGGAAGCACAAUAGCAAAACAUCUUGAGAUGGCACUUCCUCGUGGUGUAGUAAAGUAUUUGGUAUGUAGAUUAGUCUGAACCUGAAAAAGGUGUCAGUGUUAGUAAGUGGAGCAGCUAUCUUUAUUGUUGUCACCAGUGCUAUAUAACGCAAAGUCUAGUUCUGCCCUACUGUCUAAAUGGUUGGAAGUGUGCUUGUAUGGAUAAAAUCAUGUAAGUAGUGCACCUUUUGUGCUUGGGUAUACCAUGUGUUUAAAUUGAGUACUUAUUUGUAGUUCAUA